AUGUGGCAGAUUUUGACUCUCGCCUUGGUAACUUUUUAUCCCUAUUUUGCCGACUCGCGGAAGAACUCGUCAAUUGGUGCCCGCUCAACUGGGUAGGUCGUUUCUUCUUUUUGUCAGCUUUGCGUACCACUUGAGAAACUCCAUUAAGUCCCUCUCUAAUAAAUUCUCUCGGCACCUUGUAUACAUUUUCUCUUAAACCAUGUACAGGAUUAUUGUGGUUAACUAGUGUGUCAUUAGUUGUCUAUUACAAUGCAGUGCCAUCUUUGCACGGUACAAGUUGGUGCAUUUAUUUUUUAUAAUUGAAAAAUCCGCGGAAAUGAAAUUUGCUUUAGUAGAGUGAUGGCAGAUUUCAAACAUUAGGGCAAAUUUUUGAAUGCAGAGUUUGGACUGAAUAACAGCUGUUGCUUUCAAGACUAAUACACACAUGAAAAACUGUCUUCGACGCAGAUUUCACUAAGUUGGUAGUUAUAUCUGUGAUAGACCAUUGAAAACGAUCGACACAUAGGUUUCCUCUGAUAACUGUGCAUACAAAUGCUAUCGUCGAAUAGAGAUGCUCAGAAACGAAAAUUAUCUGUAUUUGGCAACGUUUGGUAAUACAGGUAGAAUCGUGAGCGCCUGAAAUUCUACGCUGAGUGUGUCAUAUAUUUGAAAUUCUGUACUGAGGGCUAGGUUACAAGUUUAAAUCCCCUUGUUACUGGACAUAUUCACACUACCGUUUAUCAUAAUUUUUGUCUGCCACUUAAUAGCGUCAUACAGGAUUGCACAUUUUGGUUUAGUGCUUACUCAGUGUGUAUCGCAUUUAAUAUUUCUUAUAGAGGACACAACCCCUCGUUCGUUUGGGUAACUCAUGAGCCAUUUGCCAUCUGGCAGGAUAAAGAUUUGUAUAAAAGCAUCAAUGAUCUCAGUGUCACAGAAGACGACAUUAAAAAGGCAAUCCACAUGAAUGACAUUACUGAUCCUUGCCGUGUGACGACACUGACGAACAAAAUAUUCCGGGGUGAGCCUGUCAAAAUGAUUGUGAUUGGUGGAUCAAAUUCAGCCGGGGGUGGAAUAAAAAAUCACAGGCGUUUAUAUCACCAACUGUUCUCUCAGUGGUGGGACAAAGUGAUUUCAACAACGACUGGCUCCAAGUUGACGGUAGAAAAUUUGUCACUUGGAGGGACAGGAAGCGAUUUCUUUACAUUUUGCCUGCAGAAUUUCAUAACAACAGAUGAUGAACCAGAUGUAGUGUUUAUCGAGUUAUCAGUAAACGAUUAUGGAUGCAUACACGGUGCAACAGCGCGGCCCAUGGAACUCCUCACGCGACGAGUAUUAUCCUUGAAGUCAUUUCCAUUAGUUCUGUAUGUAAGCUUGGUUGAUUUGGUCAAGAAGGGUGCUUCUCUUAGCACUGCUAAGAACCCAAGAUGUCAUAAUUUGGAAGAUUUGGGACAACACGAGCUCGCAACUCAUUACGGAAUUACCUUGCUAAGCUGGCGUGACAUACUUUGUCCAGUGAAUUCAGCUAAUGGCAUCCGAAAAGCCAUCAUACGGCCGGGAAUGGUUAAUGAUGAUCAUCUGCAUAUUGAUAUUAAAGGACACGCUCAAGUGGCUCUCAUGCAAAUCCGUUACUUUCAGAAGAUUCUUCAACGAACGAGCCAGCAGCUGUUCUGUGAGAAAUCUCCAAUGAAGGACCCUUUAUUUACCAGCAGCUCGAUACUGGUUACAAACCCUCAUUGUUGGGCAUCUACAAACCCAAGAUGGGGAAAAUCCACUGUGCACCAGUCUCUUGAUGUAAAGGUCAACAAAAAACGGCGCUUCAGCGAGCUUCCAUUAGAAAGCAUCAAAGCAAAGAUGGGCUUUCCAUCAGACCGUCGAACUGAUGCGUUCGGUGGCUGGGUGUCUCUUCGACAGGGAAGCUUUAUAGAGUUCUCCUUACAAGUUCCACCCAAGAAAUGGUCUGUAGGUAUCAUUUUACGAAGAAUGAGGCAAAAUUCGGGUCGUGUGGUGAUGUGGCUCGACAAAGACAAAAAGAACGCGGUAGCCAUAAUUGGGAAAGCUUUCGGUAGCGUUCAUUAUCAAACUCGUGUUUACUUCGUGGCUUCAGACGUGCCUCAGGGCCGUCAUACCAUUAGCUUGGAGUCUCAAGGUAACAAAGCUAUUUCUCUUUUAAUAAACGGCAUCGUGUUGGGCCCUGCUGGGGUUAAAGGAUUUAAAGGAUAUAAACUCACUGGAACUUUAGAAAAAGUUUGGAGUCUCGAGGACUACAAAAAGUUUAAAUUAUAA
Pocillopora meandrina is the source of this 2262-nucleotide messenger RNA. Lineage: Eukaryota; Metazoa; Cnidaria; Anthozoa; Scleractinia; Pocilloporidae. The record is from the annotation of a GenBank genome assembly.